Morone saxatilis (striped sea-bass) is the source of this 624-nucleotide messenger RNA. It is a transcript of the gene mrpl35, whose product is annotated as mitochondrial ribosomal protein L35. Gene Ontology annotation, cellular component: ribosome; mitochondrion. The record is from RefSeq and is a predicted model, not a curated record. NCBI's taxonomy places the organism in Eukaryota, Metazoa, Chordata, Actinopteri, Moronidae. Gene Ontology annotation, molecular function: structural constituent of ribosome. Bases 36 to 566 code for a protein of 176 amino acids. Gene Ontology annotation, biological process: translation. The transcript is spliced from 4 exons.
GCGCUCCGUACUUACGGCAGCAUUGAGGAGAAAACAUGGCGGCCGUCUUGGCAAGGAGAGUGUCCGGGCUGCUGAGGCCGCUGUCUGUGUCUCUGUGUGCGAAGACACCGCAGCUCUGCCUCUUCUCCAGCCUCACCCAGCCUCCGCCUCUCUACAGCUGUGCUGCAGCCGCCGUCCGAGCUCCUCUGCGGGCUGCGGUGGGUCAGACACCCCGGUACAACAUCCUGCAACGGGUAUCGCCACUCAUUCCCAGUCUGACUCAGCAACCAAGCAGAAGUCUGACGUAUUACAGUGUGAAGAAAGGGAAAAGGAAGUCUGUAAAAUCUGUGACCGAAAGGUUCAUGAGGCUGCAUUGUGGCCUUUGGCUCCGACGCAAGGCUGGAUACAAGAAGAAACUGUGGAAGAAGUUACCUGCCAGACGAAAGCGCCUGAGGGAGCACGUAUUCUGUAACAAAACACAGAGCAAGCUAUUGGAUAAAAUGACAACAUCUUUUUGGAAAAGGAGGAACUGGUAUGUUGAUGAUCCAUACCAGAAGUACCACAAUCGUGUCAACCUCAAACAUUAGUGACAUCUUAUUUUCUGUUUGAAUACAAUGUAAUAAAGUUAUAUAUGUGAUAAAGUCA